This is a messenger RNA of Meloidogyne enterolobii, 3006 nucleotides long. The record is from the annotation of a GenBank genome assembly. NCBI's taxonomy places the organism in Eukaryota, Metazoa, Nematoda, Chromadorea, Rhabditida, Meloidogynidae.
AUGAUAUUAAGUGGAGAGAAGGAAGAUUACCAACCUCCAGAAAAUGAAAAAUCUUCAUCUCCAUUAAUCAAAGCUGAUCCAUCAACUUCUACUUUUGAUGUAGCUCCGAAAAAAGAAGAAGAAAAGGAAAAAACAAAUGUUGGAAACAAUCCUGUCAGAAGACCAAGGUCAAUGGGGGGUAGCCGUCAAGUGAGCACAGAAGAUGAAGACGUUGCUAGGAAAAAACAAUCAGAAUCUAGAAAAAGAUCCACGGCAUCUCAGGGUAUGAAACAUAAAAAGAUGCAUCCAGCUGAACGUAGAGCAGCAUUCCUUAUGGCAAAUACUCCGACUACAGAGACAAAUAGCGGAUAUAAAAAGGACCGCAUGCAGUUAAUGCAUUCCGUAGAUUGUCGCGAGCCGAAUUUCCUUUUAAAAGAGCAGAUUAUGGAAAAAUUCGAAAGACAUUCUACAAUUCAUGGAAUAUGUCAUGCCUCGCUAGCUCCAAACAAACGCUGGCGAAGAUUUUGGUUAGGAGUGUUUACCGUGUGUUUCGUUAUUAUGGUUAUUCAAGUUAUAUAUCUAGUUCUCAAAUAUUUGCGCUUUCCAAAAACAGUUGAUCUUGAUCUCAAAUUUGAAAAUGCCCCAUUUCCAUCAGUUACUUUUUGCAAUCUUAAUCCAUACAAAGCCUCAGCCAUAGGGGAAGAUUCAAAAAUUCAAGCAACGUUAGAUGCAUUCAAAGAUAGAGAAAGAGAAACUGGUCACAAAGGAGGAAUUGCUGCCUCUUUAAAAAUCGAGAAUGCUGCAUUAAUCAAAAGAAGAAGGCGAGAAUUAGCUAAAAAAGCUAGACUAGAAGGCUUUGAACGUCGGUAUUUACAAGUUUACGCACAAUGCUACUGUGAAAUAAAUCGGCUUUCGGCAGAAAGAAAGCCAGGAAGUUGCUUUGCCGCUUAUAAAGGAAAAAUUUCCCUUCUAUUCGCAACUGGAAGUCAAUUACAAAAUUUUCAUCCAACUAAAUGUUUAUGUCAAUUUGACUGGAUUAGUAAAACAUUGUGGCCCUGUUUUCCAUGUAAAAAUUUUGGUGUAAAAAUAAAAAAAGGAAAACAUUUUAUUUCAGACAACACAUGGAAAGAACAUAUUUGUACGGAAUGUGUUGAUCAACUUGGGCAUUGUCCAAUGCGUUUCUACUCAUAUGAUAUUGUCGAAUCAAACGGAAAUGGCAGCAAAAAUAAAAGCGUACAAAGAAAUGAUAAAAAAAGGAGACAGAAUGACCAAGACUCGAACUCAAAAAGGGAUAAAUUGAAAACAAAUAAUAAGCAGACUAAUCGGGCAAAGGAAAAGUUCAACGAAACAAAUAUAGAUGUAUGCAUUUGUCACCAAGAAUACAAUCAUUGCGUGCAGAACAAUAUUAACGGAGAAAUUCCUGACAUUUUACCGAGUGAAGAUCUUGAAGGCAUCAACUUUACUGAAAGUUUCGCUACUCCAUCGAAUUAUAGCCGAGAUAGUGAUUUUUUAUUUAAUCCAAUAACAGAAACAACAACCACGACAACUACACGAGCACCAGACGUUGUUGAGGCGAUGGGAUAUGAAGAACUAGAAGACGAGAUAGCAAUAAGAAACAAGGCGCAAGAGAAUCUACGUUUUGCCAUGGGAGAGAAACCAAUAAAUGAGCGAAAAACUAUGUCACAAUCAAAGGAUGAACUAAUAUUAAAAUGUUCCUUUAACCAAAGAGACUGUGAUAUUGAAAAGGAUUUUAAACAAAUUUUUGAUCCGACUUAUGGAAAUUGUUAUACAUUUAAUUGGAAUCGUAAUGCAACAGUUACAGCAUAUAGAGCAGGAGCCAAUUAUGGAUUAAAGGUGAUGCUGUAUGCGAAUGUAUCCGAGUAUUUAUCAAUAACAGAAGCAGUUGGAUUCCGAAUUACUGUGCACGACAAAUGGACGGUUCCAUUCGCGGAUGCUUUUGGAUACAAUGCACCCACUGGUUUUAUGUCUGCAUUCGGUGUUAGAAUGAAAAAAUUUUUUCGACUUGAACCACCUUAUGGACAUUGCAGCGAACGAGGAGAUAAUUCAAAAACAUAUAUUUACAAGGAUUACAGCUAUAGCAUUGAAGGAUGUCAUAGAAGUUGUACCCAACAAGAAAUAAUCAGAAUUUGUGGGUGUGCUGACCCUCUCUACCCAGUUCCUAACUCAGCUCAUGCUUGUCCUGUAAGUGAUCCUGAUGCGAGAAGGUGUAUAGAUAAUGCAACAAGAGAAAUCAGUGAUCUAAUCUCACAAGAUAAAUUAUUCAACUGCACAUGCCCACAGCCCUGCAGGGAAACAGGUUACGAAGUAACUUAUUCGGCCGCAAGAUGGCCUUCAGGAACAACAAACGUAAUGGAAUGUAAAAGCAGCGACGAUCUGUGCAUGGAGAAGUAUAGAACAAACGCAGCAAUGAUUCAAGUAUUUUACGAAGAGCUCAACUAUGAGACAUUAUCUGAAAGUCCGGCUUAUGGAUUGACUAGUUUAAUCGCCGAUUUGGGUGGUUUGACUGGUCUAUGGAUUGGAAUAUCAAUUGUCAGCAUUCUGGAAGUAGUCCAAUUAAUCUGGUUCUGUCUGGAUUUCUACCACACUAAAAAAGUACAAGUAAAACGUUCGAGUACGCCUCUUUCAUCAGUUGGCACAGGUUCGAUCUCAAAACUUAAAACAAGCAAAACGCCAAGUAACAAUCCAUCACUUGGCGGACGUUCUUCGAAGUCAUCAAAAUCAUUACCAAAAGAUAUAGCAGUCAUAAAAGAAGAGCGGGAAAGCCGUCAAAGUAAAAGUAGUUCUUCUACUUCGUCUGGUAGUAGAAAAGCAGAAAGAUAUUUGGGGCCAGGAGAAGAACUACCAUGUACUUGUUUAUAUGGAUCGCGAGGUCAAAUAGUGUUUAUGAAGCCGCUAUGUCCCUUUCACGGUUAUAUGGUGCGUCGUUGCAGUGAUAUGUACUCAAGUGACGAGGAGGGAAAUGAAGAAGAAGACAAUAAAGAGCAUGCGGACAACAUGUAUGAUUAA